CUUGCUUUUUGUUUGUGCUUCUUUGUUUUGCUAAGAAUUUCGUCUCGGGUGAUUUUAAAGACAAAGUUUCUGCUGUUGCUUUAGACAACCGGGAACUUCCGGCUUCAGCUCCUCUCACGCACAUCUACGGGGUGUGUUUGACCCACGGACGUAGCCAGGUUAUGUUCCCCGGGUCUUUCUGCGCGUUAGUAGCGGGGGUUUUGAGCGCCGCAGCAUCGCUGUCCGCUAAAUUGUCGCUCGGUUCGGAUUAUGUGAGAGAGUUGUGCGAGUCGUGGCUGAGCAGCUGGAGCCAAACACACGAUGGGUCUAUGUACUGUGAAUGGCUCCACGUCCCCCUGCGGCUGCUGUGUGGAGGCCUGUUGUUCGUCUGUAACGCUGUCAUGUGGACCUUCUUCUCCAAAGCUCUCAGACACUGCUCCUCUUCAGCCAGAGCCACAGUCACGACCACUGCAGCAAACUUCAUCUCCACAGCAGUGCUGGGGAGGUUGAUCUUUGGAGAAGCCCACGGAGCCUUAUGGUGGACAGGUAUCUUCCUCACCCUUUGUGGACUUCUGAUGCUUCAUCGAUUUGCGUCUCAGACCCUCCCACAGGAUGGAGGAAGAAAAGACAAGUAAUGCCACUUACUGUGAAACAGACUUGGAGAUGGAAAUAUGAAUGCAGGGCUUUUUGUUGAAGUUUUUUUUAAUUAUGUUGACAAAAACCAAUGCUGGAGAUUUUAAAUGCCACAGCAUGUGGAUUUUCUCAUUGUCUAUAUGGAAUUACAUUGUUUAUACCUUGUACAUAUAUGUGCACUGUAAUAUAUGAGGUUUAUUUUACAGUUUUCAAAUUAAAGUCAAUAACCCAGUGUAAUGUGUCCUCGUGUAAACAAUUUUGUCUGAAGAAAAGUAAAUGUCCAGAGAGAUUCUGCUUUUAUCUUUUCAACAGCUCAGUCAAUCGCUGAGCUUUAGGCCCACAUAUGUCCAAAAAUAAGCAUUUCAGUUCAUAUCAUGUAAUAACACGUGAACUGCCAAUAAGUUCAUAUGAUCACAAUGAUCACAAUAUGACCAGCCUUUACAGUGAGCCACAUGUUCCUAAGGUUAUUAUUGAAAUACCUCAAAGUUCUCCAUGUUUACCCUUAUUUGUGAUGCAGAACUUGACUGAUAUGCCUAGAGCUUAAUAAAAAAGGUGGCCACAUGCAAUUUUGAUAUGUUCAAGUGUCCAGUCAAAAUAAAGGGGCAAAAACUGA
Molecule: messenger RNA, 1225 nt
Organism: Betta splendens (Siamese fighting fish)
Lineage: Eukaryota; Metazoa; Chordata; Actinopteri; Anabantiformes; Osphronemidae
Product: transmembrane protein 42-like
Exons: 3
Coding region: 162-614 (150 amino acids)
Source: RefSeq, a predicted model, not a curated record